CAUACUACGACUAUUUAUAGUACACAUAACCAUACUGUUUCCCUAAAUGCAUCAAACUCCAUACAUUUUCAACACAAUUCAAAAUAGAAUUUUGAAUUCCCCCCUUUGUAUUACAUUGUAAGCGUACCGUAAAAAGCCUAAUUAUGUUUACCGUAACUGUUACCGUACCAAGCGUCCUCACUCCACUGAUUGUAAAUUCGUUAUAAUUCCUGUCAGUUAUUAUUCCAAAUCUGACAAGCAGUCGAAAGUUCAAAUCGAAAGUUCGAUUUGACUUUGCAAUUUCGUCAUAGUCCACUUAGUGCAUCAAACGGAUCCCAUCCAGUUGUCUUCGGUCCGUUCUUCCGCGACAAUGUCUAGUUAGUCGAAGUUAGCCCUACGUGAGUGUUCGUUACUACAUUCCGUCGACUUAUUUUUAUUUCUAGAGGCGAACAUUCUCAGUUCAAGAUUUGCUUCGAUUUGUCGCGUAGAGGAGCUCGCAAUGAACACGUGUGCAGCAACAAGUUGCAGUGCCGCGCUAUCGUCGCCGCCGCCCACUAUUUUCGCUCAAUUGGUGCAAACGAUUCUUGCAUCGCAGUGCACCUUGGGAAACGGUGGGGGGAUCUAUCCAGCUGAUCGUUCAGACGAUGUUUCGUCUUCAAGAAUGGAAUUCGAUUUCGUGAUCGUUGGAGGUGGAACGGCGGGUAGCGUUUUAGCCAACAGGCUAACCGAAGUAGAAGAUUGGAACGUCUUAUUGAUCGAGGCUGGGGACAAUCCAAGCAUGGAAAGCGAUGCUCCUGGUUUGACGGCAAUCGUCAUUGGUGGACAUCAAGAUUACCGUCACUUGACCGAACCCCAAAGAAACGUCUGCCAGAGCAUGAGGAGGAAACAAUGCGUAUGGUCGAUGGGCAAAGCGCUCGGCGGCAGUUCCGUCAUCAACGCGAUGAUCCACAUGUACGGUAACGACCGAGACUACAACGAUUGGGUGAGCAUGGGUAACGAAGGAUGGAGCUACGAAGAGGUCUUGCCUUACUUCAGGAAAUCGAUCAGUUGUUCACCCGAACAGCUAGCGAUAACAGGGAGGAGGUACUGCGGUACCAACGGCCCCAUGAGAAUUAGGAGUUACAACGCUACUAACAUAGAAUUAAUGAACACCAUGCUAAACGGAGUACGCGAGAUGGGACUAAACGUCCUGGAAUCUUUAAAUGGCGAUCGUUACACUGGCUUUGGAAGAACUCUAGGUACGAUUGAGAACAAACGACGCAACAACUGUGCGAAAGCAUUCCUGGCGCCCAUCAAAGACAGAAGGAACCUGUUCGUGAUGAAAUCCACCAGAGUAGACAAAAUCCUGUUGAACGGUAAAAGAGCGACUGGCGUGAGAGCCACCUUGAAGAACGGUAGGUCGAUCGACAUAAGAGCCUCGAGAGAAGUGAUCCUCUCAGGAGGCACUAUCGGCAGUUCAAAGGUGCUGAUGCUUUCGGGUAUCGGUCCCAGGAGACACCUAGACGUGAUGGGAAUCCCUACGGUAGUCGACCUACCCGUCGGCGAGAAUCUCCAUGACCACAUGAUAUGGGCAGGACUUCGCGUAGGGUACGUGAACAGGUCGUCCACUCUUCCACGUCCGACGAUCGCGAUGGACGACACCUACGACUACCUGGUGCGCAACGAUGGAUUGUUCGCAUCAGUCGGGGGGACCGACGUGUUGGGUUUCGUCAACCUCUACAACUCGUCAGCAAAGUACCCAAACGUCCAGUUUCAUUUCGGCUUUAUCCCAAGGUGGCGCACGGACAUAGCAGCCACAGUUAUAAGCAGGUUCAACGUCGAGGAUGAUCAGAUACGAGAAAUUCAAAGGCAGGUAAUGGACUACGAUGUACUCGUGUGCUUUCCGGUUGUGUUGCAACCGAGAAGUCGCGGUAGGAUGGAGUUGCGCAGCACGAAUCCGGCGGAUCCUCCUAGGAUUUAUCCGAAUUACUUUGGCGAGGCGGAAGACGUGCAGACGAUGGUGAGGUCUGUUGAGACGUUGAGGGCCUUGGUGAACACGAACGCGUUUAGACGGCAAGGAAUGAGAUUGCUGUAUACUAAUAUUUCUGACUGUGCGAAUAGAACCGAAUAUUGGGAGUGUAACGCGAGGCAUCUCGCUGGCUCGCUGUUCCACUUUGUUGGAACGGCUAAAAUGGGCCCUGUAGGCGAUCGAACGGCAGUCGUGGAUCCCAGAUUGAGGGUGCACGGUGUCCAAGGGCUAAGGGUGAUCGAUGCUUCGAUCAUGCCCAAAAUCAUCAGUGGGAACACUAAUGCUCCCACUAUGAUGAUUGCGGAAAAAGGGGCGAAUUUGAUUAAGCAAGAUUGGUCGAUAAGCACUCGCGAAGAACUAUAAAAGGUGAUUAAGUCUAUAAAAUUAUAGACGCAAGUUUUGUAGCUGUUUCUGUCGACUUCGUUAACACAAUCCGUUAUUCCCGUGUUUGGAUGCGAUUUGCCGAGUCGUACAAAUUGUUUUCUAACACCGUUUAAACGUAACCGACAAAACUUAGGGACACGAGUAAAACGUGUUCUUCUUCGUUAAAAUAUGUUACACUGACUGAGUGAAUUGUUUAAUUUUAACGCUAAAAUUAUCGAGAUCAAUGGAUACAAUUCAAUCAGGCACAUUCAUCGAACACAAACAAUAUAUGGCUGCUGUAACAUAUGAUUAAAUUGUAAUGGAACGACUGUUUUAUUUUUCGACGUUGAAAGCUUUUUAGUAAUUAGCGACGAAUCUGUGAAGUGGAGCACGAAUAAAUACUUGAAUCAGAAAUAAAUAAAAACUA
Molecule: messenger RNA, 2777 nt
Organism: Hylaeus volcanicus
Lineage: Eukaryota; Metazoa; Arthropoda; Insecta; Hymenoptera; Colletidae
Product: glucose dehydrogenase [FAD, quinone]-like
Exons: 3
Coding region: 479-2350 (623 amino acids)
Molecular function (GO): flavin adenine dinucleotide binding; ecdysone oxidase activity
Source: RefSeq, a predicted model, not a curated record